AUGUGCCGCUGGUCCACAGUCAUAUAUUCCUGUAGACACCGCUCUGUCCCCGUCCGUGUGGAGGAUGAAAGUUGCGAAUGCAGUGCACAAUGUCCAUACAAUGACACAGCUUCAGAUUUCCCAGUCUCGUAUCAAUGUUGUUUUUGCAAUCCAUGGAAUGGGCCAUCCACUGAUGCAACGGCAACGAAGCCAGCCCCAACCAGAAGACGGAGAAGGAUACCCACAGGAAAGCGAACCAUUAGACGAGGCACAUCAUCCAUACAUCGAAUCAAGGAGAAGAGGCCGGGAACGAUAGCAUGUGACAGAAGUGAUUAUACGAUGACAAUUAUGAGGGAAAACUCCCGUAAAAACACUACCAAAACUGCAACAAGCCCCAAUACCACCGAUGGCAAUGGAAAUUGUGGGGGUUCCAAGGAGAAUGAUCCAGCACGGAGAGGAGGCGGGCGGCGGCGGCGACGAUGUCGACGACGAUCUCGAAAAACUGAGCUGGGCAGUUUUCGACGAAGGCGAAAUAGAUUUUAUUGGCUGACUGGUGCUUUGAAGGAAGGCGUGGCUAUUUAA
Messenger RNA from Paracoccidioides lutzii Pb01, 561 nucleotides. RefSeq lists its product as hypothetical. Bases 1 to 561 code for a protein of 186 amino acids. The record is from RefSeq and is a predicted model, not a curated record. The transcript has a single exon.